Rubroshorea leprosula is the source of this 1621-nucleotide messenger RNA. The record is from the annotation of a GenBank genome assembly. NCBI's taxonomy places the organism in Eukaryota, Viridiplantae, Streptophyta, Magnoliopsida, Malvales, Dipterocarpaceae.
AAUGGAGCAAAUGAUCGGAAGCAAAAUUCUAGUUACCCAACAACUAUGCCAAUGAAGCAAUGCUCAUGAACCGACUUUAACGGCGACAGCACUCAUCGUCGCUCUCUGUAUUUCCGAUGGAUUCAUCAUCUUCAGGAAAAUCAUCGAAUCGCCGGAGUCGCGAGAAAUUUCUCCGUGAAGUAAUUUCGCCGGCGAUCAAGGGGCAAACAUGUCCAAUAUGCUUGAUAAUCCUCGACGACCGUCGGGCUGCGGUGCUAACGGUUUGCGCCCACGCCUACUGCUUGAACUGCAUUCGAAAGUGGAGCGAUUUCAAGAGGAAGUGUCCCCUUUGCAACGCAAGCUUCGAUUCUUGGUUCUGCAAAAUCAGUCUCUCAUCUCGGAGGUUCCUCAGGCAGCAACUACCAGCUCUCGUCGGGGAUAAAUCGGUCGUCGAACGAGAUCACUUUACGACAGCAAAUCGUCGACGGAUUAUUCAAAGAACAAGGGAAGAGUUGACCAGUGUUAGCCGGAGAACAAGGCCUCUGCCUUGGCAGCGAUCAUUUGGAAGGCCUGGAUCUGUACCUUCUCAUGUUAUCGCUGAAAGAAAGCUUCAAUGGCGAGCCAGUGUAUAUCACCAGCGGCUGCAAGCUGUACCUUCACCUGCUUGGAGUUCUUCUCAGCAGAAUGCAUCACAGAAUAAUUAUACAAAAGAGAAAACAGUGCAGAAAGUAGAGCCAUGGAUCCUUAGGGAACUUGAGGCAAUUCUUGGGGACCCCAAUCCAUCCAUUAUUGUUCACGUGGCCACCUCACUUUUUGUUGCCAGCCUUGAAGGAAAAUAUAACAUUGCGUCAGCAGAAGUAGGCAGUGGAGAUGACUUCCUGGCCCCUUUGAGACCUUUCUUGCAGAAUUGGACUGAAAUGUUCUGGCAUGAACUAAGAUGUUUUGCAGAGAGUCAAUUCAACAUGGAGACAUAUGAUGUGGUCAUUAGAUAUGAAAGGCUUGCUUAGAUGUUACAGGGAAGAUUCUCAUCAUCGCUCCUGUGAGAGAUGCCUCAUUGUAGGAAUGACCACUGAAUGUUCCUUAUUAAGCAAAGCCAUGCCCAUGAGUGGAUUCUUCAUACAAGCCAAGAAUCAUUCUGGAAUACAAACUGAGCUCUCCUCUCUCACUGUGCUAUAAUGACAAAGUGGUGCCAGAAAGUUUGAGGAAAAGGUGCAGCUUCCUUUUUGCGAGUUUGGAAGGGAUGGUCAGCCGGAGAGUAGGUUGUUUUCGGCACAGUGCGUUACAAAUUUGAUCAACUUACUUGGAACUCGAGGUUCCUCAGUUUUUUCUUGGUUUCAUCAUCAAUGGCAUAUACGUUUGUUUUUUUGUUUUGUUCUUUUUUUUAUUUUUUCAGUACAUCUGAGCGCAGGUAACUUGACGGUGUGGAGAUGACCUCAAUUUCAAAUCAAGUUAGUGAGCAACUCAACUAGACUCUUAUUGAUGGCACAUACUUUCUGCGGGUAAAAGCCAAGAUCUAGGCCAAUGUGGUGAGAUCUGCCAAGUACUCACGUCACAAGCACCAUUGCACUGUUUUUCUCUCUAUGACUCUCUAUCCUUGAUGUAAAGUGAUACUUUUACCAAUUAAUAACUAUACAAGCAAUUC